Molecule: messenger RNA, 1216 nt
Organism: Papilio machaon (common yellow swallowtail)
Lineage: Eukaryota; Metazoa; Arthropoda; Insecta; Lepidoptera; Papilionidae
Exons: 10
Coding region: 186-1136 (316 amino acids)
Biological process (GO): regulation of cell differentiation
Cellular component (GO): membrane
Source: RefSeq, a predicted model, not a curated record
GAGCACGUAGCAACCGCUUUCACCUCAACACAUGUGGAUAAACUUUUUCCCUCACUUAGUGCUGUGUAGCCAUACAAACAAUUGAUUCUGGUUAGUGACUGAUAAUGGGUUUGGAGUGUACCGUGGAAAGGGAACUGUAGAUCAGCGCAGACGCAUCGCGGCUGUCUUGCUGAACAAGUAACAUAAUGUUCUCCCUAUGUCGAAAAUAUAAAGAUGAACAUGAACACGGCGGCACACAAGUCAAGGGAGGCUAUAUGCUACGAUAUAAACGAAAAUACCUAUGGAAUUCGUGGUCGGAAGAAUGGGUGGUCCUUUACGACGACUCUACAAUGGCCUGGUUCAAGGACGCAUCCGGCAAAUGUCUUGCAACUCAAAAACAUCUCGUAAAGGAGAGUCCGGAAAUGUUGGCCAUAUCAACAUGGACAGGUCAGGUGCCAAAGCGGCCGGCCCUGCCGCCUGGUGCCAAACUGUCCCAGCUGAUGGCACUUGGUUCUAGAAGAGACCCUGGACAUGUGGUCUGGAUGUUGGCGAAAUCUGACGCCGAAAUGAGGGAGUGGGUGGCUGCGAUAUCUAAAACGCUGCCGCCUCCGCCACACAUCGAGCUGGUGAUGUCAAUGCCCUACCUCCGCACUGCCUUCAAGAAGCCAACUGUUAGAGUCAGACCGACGUCAUCAGAAAUGUACACGAGGAGUACCCGAAGUGCGCUGAGUGCGCUUGAGGGACGCGGUCUGGUGGCGGUGAUCAAGCGACAAGUGCCGCUGGCGGGACAGCUCGAGCACGAGCUGGCGUGGGGCCAAGGCUGGGGCUGGGUGACGCUGCCCAACGGCGUGUGGAGUGGACCGUUGGCGGGACAGCUCGGGCACGAGCUAGCAUGGGGCCAGGGCUGGGGCUGGGCGACGCAGCCCAAUGGUGUGUGGAAUGGCCGUCUGAUGUGGUCGCAGGAGGGCGAGGACUUUGCACUCCACGCGAUGCCCAUCAUGCACCACACCAACGUGUCCCAGGCGUGUUCCAUGCUGGACGGCGUGACAGCGUACGAGGCCGCGGCGUACGAACAGGCCCUCGCUGAGUAUGAUGACACCGCCACCACAUCUGAUGACUGGGACUUCGGCGUUGACUGUGGUGACUUCAUGAUGUAAACAAUGGAAAGUAGAGACUUAUUUAAAGAACAGAUUGUUCUAAAGUCUCUUGCAACUAAGAUCAAUUAUUAUUAGGAAAA